Geodia barretti is the source of this 8597-nucleotide messenger RNA. Lineage: Eukaryota; Metazoa; Porifera; Demospongiae; Tetractinellida; Geodiidae. The record is from the annotation of a GenBank genome assembly.
AUCACGUGAUCCAGGGAGAGGACAAAAGAGGGAAGGUUCUCCCGAUCGAGGGCUUCUCCUCGUCUUCUCAGCCUCCCACACCCUCCGCAAGGUCCUGGACCUCACGAUCGUGGUGAAUCAUGGCGGGAAAGUCGAACACGGGCAAGUCGGGGUUCCUGCACGACGACUCGCGGCUGCACAAGCUCUGCCAGGACGGUAACUACAGGAAAGUGACCGAGUUUGUCAACGCCGUACCAGACGCGAAGGCCCUCGAGGAUCGCCUCUCCAAUAGGAAGGGCGUGUUCGGCUACACUCCUCUCCACGAAGCCGUGGCCAGUGGUCACCACAAAGUGCUUGACUUUCUGCUGCAGAGAGCUGGAGACGGCCACGUGAACUGCCGUGCCAACAGUGGCUACACGCCCCUCCACCUAGCCGCCAGCAGCGGGCACAGCGAGUGCGUGCGCGUCCUCCUCCGGCACAGCGCGGACAUCAGCGUCACGGACGAGUACGGGAAGACGCCCAAACAGACGGCUGAGCUGAGCUCCAAGAGCAGCAUAGUUCGCAUUCUGCGCAGCGCAGAAAUAAUCAAGGAAGUCGAAACCAAUGGCGACGGGCUCACGGAGCUCCUCCGCUUCAACACUGACCAACUCGAGCCGCAUUGUCUCAACACAGCCCUCACUGCCGCCGUCCGUAACGACAACCAUUACAACGUCGGAAAACUGAUCGUGAAGGGGGCCGACGAGAUCAAGAAGGCACUGAGGCAGUCUGUGGAGGACAAGAAGCCCAACGCGAGGGCCAUGCUGCUGCUCGUCCACGCCGCCAUGGAGGGCAACCGAAACCUCGUCCUCCGUCUCUUUGGCGAGCCCACACUCCGGCGCCGACAACUCCCGCGACUACAUUGACGACACAUUUCCCGACGUUCAAAAGGCCGUUCUGGAUGGAAAGGUCUCGACCGUCGUCCCGAUCGAGAUAGCCCGUCGCUACGGACACGCAGCAGUGAGGGAGGAGCUCCUGCUCAAGACGGACGUCAACGAACAGGAGAAGUCGGUCCACUGGCACGGACUUCGACUCUUAGUGCUCGACAUCAACUGGCUGCGCAAGAUACACUGGGUGCAGAAGUUGAGACUGGCUCGCAACGGCUUUAAGCACCUUCCAAACGAAAUGGGCACGUACCUCAAGCAGGUAAUCAAGCUGGAUCUCCAGCACAACGACCUGAAACAGAUCCCCCGCUCUCUGCUGGAGCUGCCCAGUCUGCAGGAGCUGAAUCUCUCCCACAACCAGCUGCAGGAUAUCCCAGACGUCCCAGAGUGGUCCUCCGUCCUCUCGGUCCUGGAGCUCUCUCACAACCAGCUCGCCACGCUCCCACUCAACGCCGUCGCCGGCGCCAUCCGCAACCUGAACAUCUCCUUCAACCAGUUCCGCCAGGUCCCCCUGUGCAUCUGCGGGUUUACCACCCUCCACACCCUGGAUCUCUCCGACAAUCCCGAUAUCCUCACGCUACCCGCAGAGAUGGGCAGACUCAGCAACUUGAACCGUCUCUACCUGAGAAACCUGAAGGACCUCAACGAUCCUCCGAGAAACGUGCAGCGCGACACGAGGGACUGCAUCCGUUACCUCAACAGCAAGUUGCGUUGUGCCAAGGGCUUCUACCGGAUGAAGCUCAUGCUCGUCGGCUGCGCGGACCGAGGAAAGACGACGCUCGUGGCGCGACUGCAGGGUAGAGACUGUGGUAAUGAAUCGACAGUUGGCGUGGAUGUCAGCGAAUGGCAGUACAGACCCGCACUGGGGCGAAAGAUUUUCAGCUUCAGCAUCUGGGAUUUCGGUGGGCAGGAAGAGUACUACGCCACCCACCAGUGCUUUCUCUCCCAGCGCUCCCUCUACCUCCUCCUCUUCAACCUCAAGGAAGGAGACAAGGGUGUCCAGGAGUUGAAGCCGUGGCUAAACAACAUAGCACUCAGGGCCCCCAAGUCGUGCAUCAUCAUUGUGGGGACUCAUCUCGACGAGGUUGCGGAUGAAGAGAGGGAGGAAGUUUUCAAACUUCUGAAUAAGGUUGGUGAACUUGCUAACGCCUACUCUCCAAUGCUCAACAUAGCCGAGAUCAUCCCGGUGGGUCUAAAAAAUCGCCUGGAGCAUAUCGGGACGCUUAAACAAGCCAUCUAUAAUCACGCCGCAAACUACACCCACAGAGGUCAGCCCAUUAUGGGCCAGAAAAUUCCGGCCAGCUACCACGCUCUCGACAAACAACUUGAGCUGAUUCAGCAAGAGGUGCGCCGCGGGAACCACGAGCCGAUAAUGCACGCGGAGGAGUUCAAGACGAUGGUCCAGCAGAUGAGCCUCCUCGAUAUUCAGGACGAUGACGAGCUCAAGACGGCCACCCUCUUUCUCACGGACGUGGGGACGCUCCUUCAUUACGACGAUCGUAAUCACAACCUCCACGAGCUCUACUUCAUCGACCCUCGCUGGCUCUGCGACAUGAUGUCCAAGGUAGUCACCAUCAAGGAACGGAACCCCUUCGUCAAGAACGGGAUCCUCCGCUGCGAAAACAUCCCCUUCCUGUUCAAGGACAAGCGCUUCCCGUGGCAGUACUUCGAGCAGUACCUCACCCUCCUGGAUCGCUUCGAGAUAGCCCUCCCCCUGGAUAACAAGCGUAUCCUCAUACCCUCGAUGCUUCCUGACGCUCGACCGAAGGACAUCGACAUGGAAGAGGGGCAGGAUCCACCGUUCUACUCUCGCUACAUUAUGUUCAACGCCAACGAUACUCCGCCCGGUUUCUGGAGCCGACUCCUCUCGAGGAUGAUGCACUCCAUUCCCAAGGUCCGCUAUGCUCUCAACAAGACCAUUCCGCGGAACUUCAACGAGUCUUCGUCCGACUCGGGCCUCCAGACGAGCGCCGACGGCUACUCGGUGGACUUCCAGAUGAGCACCGAAAGUUUCUUGGGAUCUGCAAAUCUCGGAAACUCGGUUGGGAACGGCGGCCUGUUGAACUCGGGCGUUUCUGAAGCUACGACGCCACCAACUGAGGUAAAUGGAGGGAGACCCGAUAUCAGCGGACCCACCCCCAACCCACCAAGUAUUCCCCAGCUCUUCACCAGUUUCCCCACGGCCCUCAACCAGAGCUCAGUCUCAGCGUCCUACGACAUUCGCUCGGUUCGCCUCGACUACUGGAAGCUGGGUCUCUUCUACAGAGACCCAGACGUCUCAUUGAGGGUCGAGUCGCUCUCGGCGUCAAAGAAAAACCCCGAGAGAAAAGACGGCGUUCUCGUCUGCGUGUCCACAAGCCUGGAAGGUAAGAAGAUCAUGGGACAAGUGGUGGACAUAGUUGUUGCCCUGGUAGGAGAUUGGUACCCUGGGCUCGCCGACAGCUCUGCCACCAGCCUUCUCCAAAAGGUUCCCUGCUACGAGUGCCUCAAACUUCGCCGAGCCGACCCGUUCCGGUUCAACGUGGACCAGUGCCUGCCAGAAGUCCAACGAAACAAGGAGCACGUGGAGUGUGGGUACAGCCGUGACCCAGAGGUGCCGAAUCACAUGGUAGCGCUCCACGACAUCGUCCCCGACCUCCUCAUGCACGAUAUCGAUGAAAAGUUUCUCCUGAAUGCAGAGGACAUAUCGUACCAGGAGGACGACACCUCGCUUCUCGGGGUCGGUGGAUACGGAAAGGUCUAUCGCGGGAAAUGCCUCGAGAAGUCAGUGGCCAUCAAGAAGUACCUCACGAAGAACGAGAAGGCCUUUGCUGAGCUACGCUCCGAGGCAAAGUUUCUCCAAAAGUCCCAUCACCCUUGCCUAGUGUGCCUCGUCGGUGUCUGCCUGAGGCCCUACAUGGCUCUUGUCCUGGAAGAGGCUCCACUUGGGUCCCUCGAGAAACCACUGCUCCGCAAGAAGAUGGCAAUUCACAGAAUCACGCUCUUCAGGAUCGCGAGUCAGGUCACAGCUGGCCUGCGGUUUCUCCACAGUACGGGGGUCAUAUUCAGAGACCUGAAGGCGGCCAACAUCCUCCUGUGGACCUUGGACCACGGCUCCCUCUGCCACUGCAAGGUGACCGACUUUGGCAUCGCGACCCACCUCACUCCAGUCGGAGCCCGCGGACUACAGGGUACCAAGGGGUUCAUCGCACCAGAAGUCUUGUACGUUGGAAAGAGGAAACAGCGUUCGGUGUACAACCACACGGCCGACAUUUUUUCUUUCGCGAUGCUGCUGUACCAGAUGAUCGCUCGCCGGCAUCCCUACCACAACGUCAAGCCUGAGCGGAUUGAUACGCUGGUGGAGUCGGGGGAUAGGCCAAAGCUGCAGGACGUGGAGAACGCAACAGCUGCCUACUACUACCUAACAAAGCUCAUGAAAGUUUGUUGGUCGGACAAGCCGUCACAGAGACCGGGAACGGAUGAAAUUCUGCGCUACCUCUGUCUCUCGGUGGCGCAGUCAGUCAUGUCUGUCAUCCCCAUGAAAGGCCGGCUGGCAGUGCGGAAAGCAUGCGCCAUAACCCCGCACCAGUUCACAGAGGCGCAAGCACGACAGAACACGAGUGAGCUGUGGAUCUGCUGCGACGGAAAGGAAGGGACCGAGAUCAACAUGUACUCAACCAACAACAUGGUCAAGGUGAACAGCAGCUUCAUCAAGGACAACCAGGUCCAGUGCAUCUGCCUGUGUAAAGACCACGUGUGGGUGGGAUCACGGGCAGGUAUAGACUACGGAGUGAUUGACAUCUUCAGCGUGGUGACUCGCGAUCUCGUGCACAACAUCCGCAUGCGGGAGAACUCAGUCUCCUGCAUUACCUGCUCCAAUACACACGUCUACCUGGGCACGCUGGAGGGCUACUGUUUCUCGUUUUCCAUCGACAUUAAGCAGAUUCAGGCCAAUGCGAAGCCCCGCUACAAGUACGUCUCAGAGCACGCCGUACAGGGGAUCGUCGUCACUAGCAACGCAGGAAACGAGUUUGUCUGGGUCUCCCACACUCGCUACAUAUACUUCCUCAAGCCCGACAAUCUCGCGCAGGAAGGCUCGCUCUACCUAGGAGACACCGAAGGCUACGUUGGGCAGCUGUCCGUGUCGCCCACAGACAACAACACCGUGUGGAGUGCACACAUCGGUGGGAACCUGCUCUCGGCGUGGGACGCAACGCACAGGACACACAAGUUUAACAUAGACACCACCGACCACAUGAAGGGAAUAGUUCCAAACAUCCAAGACGCUGAUAUCGUCAUUACUGCCAUGACGCCGGCGCUGGACACAGUGUGGGUAGGAAUGGCCUCGGGGCACCUCCUUGUCUUCUCCGAGCAGGAACUCCUCACCUGGUACCACCCGUACAACGGGUUCAUCCGGUUCAUCACCGCCAUCCCUUGCGCGGGGCCUUGCGAGAAGGAAGAGUGCAUGGUAAUAACUGGAGCCAAGAACUUCCGCUCCCCCCUCCCCGAGGACACCCCCGUGAAGAGUCAGGAGGACUACCCCAAGCACGACGAUAAAGGCCAAUCCAGCGACAGUGCUGGUGUGCUUAUCCUCUGGGAGGCCUACUGGGCGAGGAUGACGAGGCAGAUUAAACUCAUUGAAGACAAGACCCCUCACUUUUACAACAAUCACGAUUCGAUCCGAAAGAUGAUCCGUACCCGGGGGCUGGAGUUUAAGGACGGAACACAGCUCCUGAAGGGGAAAGACGUCGACAGCAACAGCGGUGCUGCAAACAGUGCGCCGGUGAGUCUCCUAAACGACCAGUUUCCCCCGGCGACCGACAUCACCCAGAGCUAUGAUACCUUCCAGAAUCCCACUGUGGGUACGCCGCUGAGAAACCUGAGGACGGACAGCAUUCGAAACGACACCUUCUUCACCGAUCGCAGCACCACGCUCAACACGCAGCCCCGCAGCUCCCUUGUCGAGUCGCCCGUCGAGUCGACUCCGACUAUUCCCAUACAGCCCAACAUCCUCUCCCGAUCCCGCACCUCUACCGUCAACUGUGAGGUCUUUGACGUCAACAUUGUCGCCCUUCACGGCGAGGAAGGAACGGCUGUGCGUGUCACCUGCCCGCGUCCUGCCAAAUUAAAAGUUCUCCUGAGUGAGCUCGAAAUAAAUGGGAACAUUCCACAGGGGAAAUGCAAGGUGGAGUACCAGGACGAACAGUCGAAAGAGUCGAUAAAAGUAACAGCUCAGAAACAACUUGAAGUGUACCUGGAACUUACAAACCGACCGCAGUUGUUUUUAUCGCCAUGACAUAUUUACCCCUAGGCAGUUUUGCAUGUACAAUCCUUUGUCUCGCCCUCCGUGCCAAAUGUGUAUACAUGUGACUUUGUCCAUCUUUGUGUGAUGUGCGCGCAUGUGCGACUACGAGUGGCUUCGUGCAUGCGCAACUCGUGCUGCGGGUACCGGGUGCAGCAUAUGUAGCUGAGCUAGCUGGAAAUGGAAAGCGAGCUGGAGUUGGUGUGUCUGGAAAACGGUAGGGGCGUGCGUCUGGAGUGCAUUCGAGUAGGAGCGUCCAUCACCUCUCUGCAGCUCCCGAACAACACUGACGUCGUCUUGGGCUUCAGAGACUAUAAAGACUAUCGCACCAACUCUCCAUACAUCGGCUGUAUAGUAGGCAGGGUGACCAACAGAAUCAAGGGCGCCUCGUUCACUUUUGACAACAAGGAACACCGCCUCACACCAAAUGAAGCACCAAAUCACUUGCACGGUGGCACAGUUGGCUUUAACAAGGUUGUUUGGAAGCUAAAGUCUCAGACUAGUAAUGAAGCUGUGUUUGAGCACGCUAGCCCGGCAGGAACAGAAGGUUAUCCCGGUACCCUCAGCUGCACCGUGACGUACCGCGUCACGGAGGAGAGUGAGGUCCAUCUAAACUACGCGGCCACCGCCGAUGCCCCCACCAUCGUCUCACUCACUAGCCACACUUACUUCAACCUGGCCGGAAAGGGCGAUAUUCUGGAUCACGUCCUUUGUAUUCCUUCUGACAGGACAACUUAUCUGGAUGGGGAAGUGUCGCCGGUUGCGGGGAAAGAAACAGACUUCCGAGAGCCAGCCGCAAUCAGGCAGAAGAUGACAGGGGCAGCUACCAGUGGGUUCGACUGUAACUACUCCCUUCUCGAAGUGGAGAAGACCCACAGCCAGCACCCAUCACUACGCCUCUGUGGAGGUUUGCAGGACCCGGCCUCGGGGAAUGGAGUGGAGGUGUACUCCGACCAGCCAGGGAUGCAGCUGUACACGGGCAACUUCCUGGACGGCUCUCACACUGGGAGAGCCGGGGAACCCAUGGCCAGGCACUGUGGGGUCUGCCUGGAGACCCAGGCGUGGCCCAACGCCAUCAAUAUAGAGGGAGCACGAGAUCAGGUGAUUCUUAGGCCAGGUGAGCGGUACACAGCAAAGACUGUCUGGAAACUAAGCUGGAAGGACUAACAACAGUACUAUAAUAUUGACUUACUGGUGGUCAAAUGAACAUAUUUUUGAUACACACAAAAUUUACUUGGUGGUAGAGAAAAAAUAAGGCAGAGUUAAAUCUAAAUAAUAAUAAAAAUCUACGUCAACACUAAUGAAGAUUGCCAAGUUGGCAGACUAAAGAUUGAGGCGACAGUCAUUAUUUAGCUUGCGGGGUGGAGAGAUGGUGCAGGAGAAAGCUCUGAUGGGGUUAAAAACAAAUUCCUCAGCUGGAUUCUGAGGGGUCACUUCAGGUCGGCUGGAAUUGAAAAACUUCGCGGCAGUGGAGUGCCAGUUGGACUGGAGUCAUUUUCUUCCACACCCACAUAGAGGUGUCUGGUGGUAGUUUCUGUGGGCGGUUGUCGAAGCUGGUUCAGUGAGAGCAAAGCUUCUUGUCUAAGCACAGCAUCAUCUAGCUCUGAGAUUGGGGGGUCUUCCCCGGGCGAUGGAGAACCGUCUUCUUCCACAACGAGAAGAGCUUCGUCGUCUUUCACAAUCACCCCGAGUAUCUUCUGACCCCUGUCGUCUUCCGGCGGUAACGGGCCACCAUCUCCCCCACUGCUAUUAGUUGUAGAAACCUCGCUAGUUCCAUGUUCAGUCUCCGUGUGUUCAUUGCCCUCCACAGUAGCAGAGUCCUCAGUGGAGUGUUCCGUGUUCUCGCCAGCCGUGGCCAGCUCUGGAGGAGGGGAAAUGAGAUGCUGGAGCUCCAGAUCACUCUCUGCCAUAAGUCGUAUGCGAGACGCCAUCUGACUCGCCUGCAACUGCCCGCCACUGGGCCCCUUCGAAUCUUCCCCAGUCAAUUUACGUCUCUUGACAUUCUUCUUUUGGAAGUUUGGGUUAUCCCUCAUGUUCUCCGAGGGCUCGGUUUGUAUCCUCUGCCCCCUGCGAACCAGCCGGAAGGGCAGUCGUUCUUCCUCGCUCCGAGAGAGCUGUCUGCGGAGGUAGUCGGCGAUGGCACGCAGGAGCCUCAUCGCCAUGAUCCCGGUAAAUCCUUUCGACUCAAGGGUCUGUCUGUCGGUGGAGAGGAGGUCGUGGAAAGUGUGGUAGCCGGCAAGGCGCAGUCGGUACUCUAGUCCAGGGAGGUUGCUGGCCCGGAGAAACACCUUCAUGCUGCGGUCCAGAGACAAGAGGUACUUGUGUCGAGCGGUGGCCUGGGAUCUAAGUCGGCUCGGUGGGAUGAGGGAACCCGGUGCAUCUGGUUCUUCACUCUGCGGAUUUCUGGGUACCAUUUG